Molecule: messenger RNA, 626 nt
Organism: Mytilinidion resinicola
Lineage: Eukaryota; Fungi; Ascomycota; Dothideomycetes; Mytilinidiales; Mytilinidiaceae
Product: DUF1348-domain-containing protein
Exons: 2
Coding region: 47-502 (151 amino acids)
Source: RefSeq, a predicted model, not a curated record
AGCGUUUGUCAGAUAAAGUCUUUCACUUGCUUCUAGACCAACGAUCAUGUCGCUAAACCCGCCGUUCACCGCAGAGACAGCCCGUCUGAAAGUCAAAAAGGCGCAGGACUUGUGGAAUACCCAGGAUCCUAGGACCGUCGCUAAAGCCUAUACUCCGGAUAGCAUCUGGCGGAACCGCUCGUCGUUUCUAUCUGGCACCCAAGCCAUCGAACACUUCCUCACCAAGAAGUGGGAAAAGGAGAAGAGCUAUCGACUUCGCAAGGAGCUGUUCGCCUUCACGGACAACAAGAUUGCGGUGCAAUUCUGGUAUGAGUAUCAGGACUCUCAUGAUGGCAUGAAAUGGAAGCGGUGCUACGGGUUGGAGGACUGGACAUUCGCCGAAGAUGGCAGGAUGCGCAAGCGGAUGAUGAGUGGAAAUGACGUUGAAAUCACCGAUACCGAGCGAUGGUACAAAGAGGGCGUUGAUGUUGAGGAUGUUCAGAUAUCCGAAGCUCACUGGUAGAACAUGAUCUUCGACGACAGCGGAGAGCGCAGUAGAAGUCGAUAAAAUUGUAUUUACGAUGGCCGGACGUGCCUCCAUUCUUUGACCUUUUAACGCCAAUGAUUCAAGGGUAUAAUGCCAAACG